AUGUCUGGACCAGGCAGUAAUGUCCUACAACAAUUCAUGGGGGCGAUUGCCGAGCUGGUGAAGAACCGCGAUGGCGCCAAGCUACAGGAUUUCCUGCAGCUCGAACCCCCGCUGAACGAAGUCUACCAACAGAUGGUGGCGGAGCUGCGAUAUGACUACCCCGAUACACCGGAGAAGAAUAAGGAACUCCUGCGCCGAUGCGAACAACUCGUCCCGCGCUCGAAGAACAGUAGCUCGUGGUCUGCUUUUCCGGCUUUCAUGAGGCUCUAUUUCGCCUUUCUGCGCGACGUCUAUGUCGAGAACCUUUUGGAGACUUAUGAGCAGCUGAAGGCAUUGUUGAAUCAGUGCGUUCUAGCGCUCGGUGAUAGCCAAUUUGGCAUCAUCAUGCUACCUACCGUUCUUUACCUCUCGAAAGUGCUGGCAAAGCUGGCCAUGGGCUUGGAUGGUCGGCCGGCUUUGGUGGCGCGUUUACAACAGAUGGACGGCAAUUCAAACGCAGACGAAAGUGCCGAGAAGGUCACCUUUGUCGAAAAGGCAGCAAAUGUUGUUCGGGAGGCGUUCAUUAAGUGUCUUACAGACCGCAGCGGAACCCUGGGGAAGGCCGAGGGGAAAAGAGUGGGGAUUUACCUCAUGGCCAACUUGUGUUUGAAACUGCUGUUCCAGUGCGGCAAACUCCGAAAUGCAGAGACCAUGUUCUCCAGUAUCACUGCGCAAUCUCCGCCCUUGAAAUAUUUCCCGGCUUCGCAAAGAGUAACCUAUCUGUAUUAUCUCGGACGUUACCUGUUCUCCAACAACCUCUUUUAUCCCGCUCAACUGGCCCUGCAGGCGGCUUACGACCAAUGCCAUCGCCAGGCUAUGAAACAAAAGCGCAGCAUACUCACCUAUCUUAUUCCGUGCAAUAUCAUCAUGGGACGAUUUCCAUCAUCGGUCUUGUUACAGCGACCGGAAGCAGAGACGCUAGCCGACAAAUUUAUUCCAUUGUGUCGAUUAAUUGCUAGGGGAGACUACAUCGAAUUCCGCGAGUACCUCGCCAUAGACUCUCCCAAAUCCGAAUGGUUUGCUAGCAAGGGGAUCUUGCUAGCUUUGCGAAAUCGCUGCGAAAUCCUGGUAUGGCGGUCUCUGGCGCGCAAAGUAUUUGUUCACGGCGGCUUCCAUGGCGAGCCACAAGGAUCGACCCAGCGCGGACCACCCCCGUAUCUCUACAUAAACAAACUAGAGACAGCAGUGCGAUGGAUCCAGUCGGAACAUGGGAACUCGGCCGAUGCCCAGGCCGGAAGCAACAUGGCUGGAUCGCAGCUUAUUUACAAGGAAACUGACCCCGAUUUCGAAUAUGUCGACAGGCCAUUUCCAGCCGAUUUGACUGUGAAUCGGGAGCAGGUCUUGAACAAAUACAACGAUUACCUCACUGCGAACACCUUUUUCGAUAAGUUCGGGAAUUUAGAGAACAACAUGGCUUGCUCUGCUAUUGAUCUCGAGCCACCAACGAAUCGGUACCGAGACUACGAAUUAGAUCCAUAUGCUGUUGAUCCCAGUGAAAUUGAUCCCGACCAGCCGACACCCAUGCUGCGGGAGCUCGAAUCCAUAUUUGCUUCGCUUCUGACCCAAAAUCUGAUGGGAGGUUAUCUGACGCAUCGAAAUCCUCGGUUCGUCGUUCCUGGAGCCCGAAUCCGUGGGUUGUUGCCUACCGGAUUUCCCAAUGUUUGGCAAACCAUCUCAACACGGGAGGGUUAUACCGAUAGCGUUCCCGGCUGGGUACAGCAGGAUCGCGAUGGAGGUGGUGGAGGGCGAGUAAUCCAUUUGAAAAGUGCACGACCUGUUGGAAAGUAA
Messenger RNA from Aspergillus steynii IBT 23096, 1827 nucleotides. RefSeq lists its product as uncharacterized. Gene Ontology annotation, biological process: transcription elongation by RNA polymerase II; post-transcriptional tethering of RNA polymerase II gene DNA at nuclear periphery; poly(A)+ mRNA export from nucleus. Gene Ontology annotation, cellular component: transcription export complex 2. The transcript has 3 exons. Gene Ontology annotation, molecular function: RNA binding; double-stranded DNA binding. Bases 1 to 1827 code for a protein of 608 amino acids. The record is from RefSeq and is a predicted model, not a curated record. Lineage: Eukaryota; Fungi; Ascomycota; Eurotiomycetes; Eurotiales; Aspergillaceae.